AUGCCUCAAAGACCCAACCGUGGAAACAACGCAACACCAACCCCGCUGGAAAUAAACUCGGUUGCAUUCCAGGCAGCAGUGUAUGUUGCGGUCACUGCGGCACUUGCACAAAUUUGCAAUGGAAACAACGAAGAAGGCAACGGGCAGGGGGCCGGAAGCACAAAUCAAGGGAAAAACCAUGAAGCCGCACGACCAUGCACCUACAAGGAUUUCACCAACGCCAAACCUCGGACCUUUAAUGGGACGGGAGGCGUCAUAGCUCUAAAGAGAUGGAUUGAGAAAGUAGAGUCUGUCUUCGAAAUCUACGGGUGUCUGGAUGAGUGUAAGGUCAAGUUCACAUCCUGCACAUUCAUGGACCAAGCUCUCUCAUGGUGGAAUGGCCACGUAGAGGCCAUGACACUCCUGGUGGCGAACGUGAUGCCCUGGGAAGAGUUGAAGGAGAUGAUGCCAACAGAAUAUUGUCCUAGAGGUGAGAUUCAGAAGAUGGAGCAAGAGUUGUGGAACCUCACGAUCCAAAACUCCAACAUCGAUGUAUACAUAUCUAGGUUUAGCGAUCUAUCUCUUCUGUGUCCCAGAAUGAUCACCUCCGAAGAGAAAAAGAUUGAAAGGUUUAUCUGGGGGCUGACUGAGCCUAUUCAAGGGAAUGUCAUUGCAGCAAACCCUAAGACGUUUGCUAGUGCUAAGAGAUUGGCUAAGAAACUAUACGAUCAUGGCAAUAAGAAGAGUGCCAAGACAGUGGUAGCGGAGGCUAAGAAGGUGGAAGAGAACAAGAAGGGGAAAAACAACAAGCGGAAAGGAAAGCAAAACUCGGAAUUGUCUAAGAAGCAACAAACGCUGUGUGUCCAUGCUGCAACACAAACUAUUACCACACCACAUGCUCUAGCCUCAUCCAAACCAAAUGCUUCCAAAUAG
Lactuca sativa (garden lettuce) is the source of this 912-nucleotide messenger RNA. The record is from RefSeq and is a predicted model, not a curated record. NCBI's taxonomy places the organism in Eukaryota, Viridiplantae, Streptophyta, Magnoliopsida, Asterales, Asteraceae.